Pollicipes pollicipes is the source of this 2708-nucleotide messenger RNA. RefSeq names its product glia maturation factor beta. Lineage: Eukaryota; Metazoa; Arthropoda; Thecostraca; Pollicipedomorpha; Pollicipedidae. The transcript is spliced from 4 exons. Gene Ontology annotation, cellular component: cortical actin cytoskeleton. The record is from RefSeq and is a predicted model, not a curated record. Bases 396 to 821 code for a protein of 141 amino acids. Gene Ontology annotation, molecular function: actin binding; Arp2/3 complex binding. Gene Ontology annotation, biological process: negative regulation of Arp2/3 complex-mediated actin nucleation; actin filament debranching.
UUGUGUCUGUCCGUCUCACUGUGACUCCCGCUGCCAUCCGCGCGUCCGCCCUCCGGUGUGGAGCGUCUGUAUUGCUGGUCCGUCCUCUCGACUUGCGUUAUUCGUGCCAGCAUCAGUGCUUAAAAACACAUCUGAAAUAGGGCCAUCAGCUCCCCAGUUUUUCGUCUAUCUUUAUCUUGGGCACAAGCUGUACCUGGUUGGGUCCGACGUUGGUGUGUAGCAUUGUCAGCUGCCAGCCACGCCCAUUCAGUGUGUUUCAUCGUUGUCAGUGCUUGGCGAAAAGGAUUGAGUGGUGUUAGUACGGCAGCAAAGGAGUCAGAGACCAGAAGAUACGUGCAUCUCUAGCUCACCCUGACAGCGACAGCAUAUCAAUUCAAUUGGAAGCUACCUGAGAGAUGGCACAGAAUGUGCAGAUAUGUGAGAUCUCAAGUGAAGCAAAGGAGAGCAUCAAGAACUUCCGUUUUAGAAAGGACACUACAAAUGCUGCUUUAAUAUUGAAAGUAGAUCCUGAGUCACACAUGGUCUAUGUGGACGAGGAGCUGAAUGACGUGCAGGAUGUGGACGAGCUGCGUGCGGAGCUGCCUGAGCACCAGCCACGCUUCAUCAUCUACUCCUGCCGCAUGGACCACAGUGACGGACGAGUCAGCUAUCCCAUGGUCUUCAUCUUCUCCACACCAAAAGACGCCAAGCCACAGCUGCAGAUGAUGUAUGCAGGCAGCAAGCUGUCGCUGGUCAAGGAGGUCGAACUCACCAAAGUCUACGAGAUCCGUGAGCUGGAGGAGCUCACUGAUGAGUGGCUCGUGGAAAAGUUGCAAAAGUGAGCGCCGCCAGUGACGCCUGAUGGGUGGAACGUGAAAUGCGUUCGGUUCGCGGGCGGGUUUCAAUGCCGGCUUGUGGGUAAAUGACACUAGAAUGUACGAGGCUGGCUCCAUCAUUGAAAGUGUAUCAAAAGAAGGAAGUGAGGGUGUGUUCGGUGCCAUUAUAUUUACGGGAUAUGAUAUUCGUGCGGUAACUAAGCACAAGUCAACCCAAGUAUUGUAGCACAGUAGGGUUUAUACAAAUUACCAAGUUCUGGGUCUUGCGUUAUGGCCAAUUUAUCAAAAUGGCCGUUGCCAGGAGCUGAAACGUUCGGUAUUUGUAUUUAAGUUAUAAAUCGUCCAUGUGUGGAAAGGAGUUAAAAUGAUAAUGUGACCUGGGCAGGUAUUCACCUUUCCUUAUUUUGUGCCUUGUUGUCAGGCAUGUCAAGCCAAGCCUUGACAACAGCCAGCCAGGCUGUUGUCGCAUUUCAGGAAUGCUUAUCCAUAAGUUUAAUCCCCAAACUUUUGGCAUGCGCGUGCCUUUUCAUCGCAACAAACCUGCUUUUGUUUGAAGAUCCGUGUUUGCCGUGCAGUGACGUAGUCAUGUACAUGCUACAAACCUACAAAGUCCACGGCUCAUCUAUGUGUCACAUUUGUGAUGUGUAUGGAACAUGCGCGGCCCUUUGCAUGUGGCUGGUUAAGAGCGGAGAUAGUGUUCAUUUCGAUCAUCUUUUGCGUGUGAUAAGAAUAUUCAGUCGCGGUCACUGGAUGCGCGGGUCCAAUGGGGCCAAAAGACAAUUGUUUGCAUUAUCCUAGUGACUUCGAGUUUGCCAUUCAACGCUUUGCGUUGUCUACAAACUCGCGAAGAAGUGUGAGGGGCGAUAGAGUCUUAAAUUUUUAGGCCAUCGAUGGUGGCACGUAGUUUGAACUGUUCUCUUUUUCGCUGUCGCAAAUGAGUUUUGGUUGCAACUGUUGGGGCCGUUCAUAUCGUCCCGUUGUUUAAGCUAUUGUUUCUUUUGGUCGUCACAAAUAUUUUCCACAUUCCUGUCUCGUCUCAGGGGCACCUCUUGUACUCAAGGUGAAAGACAAGCAAUUUCGUGUUGAGGGCCGCGGUGAUUUUGAACCCCAGGGGCGUGCUUUUAAGUCGUCCCUCGAGACAGCGCAAGAUUCGCCGUAACAUCACAGCUGUCACGGGCGGUUAAAGGGUGUAUUGUCUGCUUUCUUGUGCUGGACCACAUUUAUUCGUAUUUCAAAGACCCGUCAUGUAGCAUCAGAGACCAUUGGUUGUUGGUGCCUGAAUGGUUCACACAUGACUCCAGUCGUUGCGUCGCCUUUCGAAAUGCGUGGCGUAGACCCGGCACCAGUGUCGGUAGGACGCAGGACUCGGCCGGCGCCCGACCAUCCACGAGCGCGCUCUGUGGGCGGCCGCCGCGCUAGGCUUCCAGGCGGAGCGGGUCGCGCCCGUGAGCUCGGGAGGGUCUCUACUGGAACACAGUCCAACGUCCCGCGGGUCCAGGCCUCAAGGUGCAUUGCCUUAGCUGGUGCCAUGUUGGGUUUGUUUCUUGGUGUUCUGUUCGCGCUCAGGUGAAUGGCGCGAACGCCGUCAUUGCCCCUGCUCGCGAGACGACUGUCCUUCAUCUCGCCAGCUUGUGCUGCUCAUUUUUUGCUGGUCUUCUGUUAUGCUCUGUGUUCAGUUUUCGUUUCACUGUGGAUGCUUGCCUGGGCACGCGGAGGUUUUGUCUGGUACAAAGUUGACUACUUAGCUUGGUUUGUGCGUGGUGCUGAACGCCAUGACGUAAGGACCAAAGACUUGUGAUUCGAGUGUAUCGCGUCGUGGCAUGAGCUCUGAGCUACGUAUGUCCACAUACCCUGGUCAAAUUGUCAACCCGCAAAUACACACGCUUCAGCGCA